AUGUCAUUCCAGGGCAUCCUAGACGGCCCAUGGGCCGAUCAUUAUCACACGGCGCGCUCGUCAAUGACGAUGCUAUGGCAGCAACAGUUUCAUCCUCGCCGUCUCAGAGCUCGUCCCGUUAGGACGCUGAUGAUCCUGGCCGCCACAUGCUUCUUCACGCUGCUGUUGCUGUCGCGAUCCAGUCAACCACAUGUUAGCUACUGGUUGAGAUACCCAUCAUAUCCCCCCUCCCGUGAGCGCCCCGAAGACUUGCCGAUGGUCUUCACUUCCCCGGGUCAUGUUUUGCACCGAAAUGAUAGUCUUCCGCAUAAUCUGCAAAAGUCAACCCCGUCUUUCCACCUUCUUAUACCUGCAUCGCAAAAGUCCGCCUCACUCUGUCGCACCUUGACGUCGUCAAUGAUACUGAACUACCCACCGCCCACGUUGAUUAGCUAUGGCAAGUCGCCUUCAACGGGGUACACAGACUACGCUGCCAUGGUGGACCGCAUAGCCGGCAUAUACAAUUACCUGGCGUAUAACCCGCAAAUAAAGGAUGAAGAUCUCGUCCUUAUCGUUGAUUCUCAGGACGUGUUUUUCCAGUUACCCCCUGAGGUUCUGAUCCAGAGGUUCCAAAAUCUCCUCAGGGAGAACAAUGAGAAAUUGCUUCGGAAAUAUGGUACCGUGACCGUUGACAGGCCGUACCGUACAGGCUCGCAGGAAACGAUACAGAAAUACUCUCAGAGAGUCUUAUUUGCAGCGAGCAAAGAAUGUUUCCCUGGGCUCACCCUAGAUGCAGGGUGUGUGACAGUCCCAGAAUCCAGCCUGCCCCCGGACGCUUAUGGGUGGAAGACGGAUAUCCACCCACAAGGACAUCUGAAUCGGCCGCGCUGGCUUAAGCCUGGCGCAGUUGUUGGCCAGGCAGCUGAUCUCAAGUUGAUAUACGCCGAGGUUCUGCGGUUCGUGCACCAACACCGCAACGCACGGGGAGAUUAUCUAGCUAUGACGCAAAUGUUUGGUCGACAGGAAUAUGUGCGGGAGCUUGAGAGGCGGGAUUCUGCGAAUGGAUUCAUGGAAUGGCUCUACACACUCAUAGGCAUCUCUGAUGCUUCCAAUAUCACAGGAGCUACCCAACCGCGCCUCGAGUCUGGCACCCGCUAUGAAUAUGGCAUUGGAGUCGACUAUGAAUCCCGUCUGUUCUUCAACAUGCGCAAUGCCAAGAUGGAUGUCGAAUGGCUUCACUACAAUAAUGUCACCAAGACUUCGGCAGUGCAGAUGCAGCAUGGCGUCCCUAGAGAAAAGCGCCUUUUGAUCCCUUCGGAUAUAACGCCUGAGAGCAUCGGUAACCCAUUCAUCCAGCCCAAAUUUGGCAAGGAUGAUUGGCUGAACCCGCCUUUCAAUGAGACGCUCGACAAACUUCCGAAUCCGCGCAACCAUACUUGGCACAACCUCCCGUUGAUGACCAACAUUCACUCGGCAUCUGUACCGGCUCUGUUGCAUGUCGAUGGGGAUCAUUCUGUCCUUGACAAGUGGUGGUCAGAGAUGUGGUAUCAACCAUGGGCUCGUGCUCUUCUCCGCAAGUACAUGCGCACCCCGAAUGGGUUCGACGCCGCCCAAUCUUCCCUCUUAGGAGGACAAGAGUGGUGGGACAUGCGCGGUGGUAGGGGAGGUCUCUGGACUGACAAGGGUGAAUGGUUAGCCUACACUGAGGUUUGUGGAAGCUAUGACAAAGAGCUAUUCGAUGAUGACUUCGGUCCCUUUGGCAAAGAAAGUGGCGAAGACGCUGACGAGCCGGUUUACAACCGAUUCGGAAACGUCAUCAAGGGUAAAGAAAAGCCAGGCAUUUGGUGAUCUGUCUCCAAGACUGGUUCUUGAGAAAAACUUACCGCCUGCCAAUUUACCUUUGGUGACAUGGCUGGCGUGGGCCUUACUAUUUAUCCACAAAUGUGGUCCAUUGUUCAUUCUGCAUAUUUCAUUAUAGCGUGAAGCUGCAAACUGCAGCAAGAACUUGCCAUCAGCUAUGGCCGUGCAUAUCUACAUGGUGUUUGGGGUUCAUGACUUAUCGAUUUUGAGCGAAGUGGAUCUGAUGUGAUGCUUUUGCAUAUGUGAUGGGCCUUACCCUCCUUGCUUUGCUGGUUUCAUUGCAGUCAGGCGUAAAGGCUAGUUGUUCUAUUGUAUGAUAUUCCUUCUUGAGUCGGGAUGCCGGAGAGUAUCUACGGGAUACUUCAUUAUAUACCAG
Molecule: messenger RNA, 2215 nt
Organism: Aspergillus costaricaensis CBS 115574
Lineage: Eukaryota; Fungi; Ascomycota; Eurotiomycetes; Eurotiales; Aspergillaceae
Product: glycosyltransferase domain-containing protein
Exons: 2
Coding region: 1-1827 (608 amino acids)
Source: RefSeq, a predicted model, not a curated record